Messenger RNA from Eremothecium sinecaudum, 1356 nucleotides. It is a transcript of the gene STR3, whose product is annotated as cystathionine beta-lyase STR3. Gene Ontology annotation, biological process: 'de novo' L-methionine biosynthetic process; transsulfuration. The transcript has a single exon. Gene Ontology annotation, cellular component: cytoplasm. NCBI's taxonomy places the organism in Eukaryota, Fungi, Ascomycota, Saccharomycetes, Saccharomycetales, Saccharomycetaceae. The record is from RefSeq and is a predicted model, not a curated record. Bases 1 to 1356 code for a protein of 451 amino acids. Gene Ontology annotation, molecular function: pyridoxal phosphate binding.
AUGAAAGGACAUUCGUUGGAGACAAAGUUAUUGUGUACUGGAAGUCCAGGUGACCUCCAUGGCGCCAGUGUUCCGCCCUUAUAUCAAACUACGACAUUCAAGGUAAGGUCGUUAGACGAUGCCCCUGACUAUGAUUAUACAAGGUCUGGUAAUCCCACGCGGACUUCCCUGGAGUCACAAUUAGGGAAGUUGUAUGAUGUUGACGAAUCACAAGCUUGCGCGGUAUCUACUGGCAUGAGUGCGUUAGAUGUGAUAUUGCGGACUAUCUUGAAUAAUAGGGGGGAAGUUCCAACAGUGAUUACAGGUGACGACCUUUACGGGGGUACUCAGCGCUUAUUGAGUUUCCUUGCUAAACAAAAUCAUGCGAGGGUGAUUCAUGUAGAUACUUCGGAUACAGGUAGAUUUUUUGACGUCUACCAAAUGCAGCGUGGGGUUGCUUGCGUGUUAUUGGAGACCCCCACGAACCCAUUGAUGAAAGUGGCAGACUUGCCUACCUUAAUUCAGUUCGUUAAGGAGCGUGACGAUGGAUGCAAGGUAGUAGUUGACAAUACCAUGUUGUCCGGAGUGAACUGUAACCCACUUUUAUUGGGGGCUGAUUAUGUGUAUGAAUCUGCUACCAAAUAUCUUAAUGGACAUCAUGAUAUCAUGGCCGGGGUUAUUAUUGCUGCUACAGCUUCAUUAGCCCAGGAAGUAAAAUUCGUGACCAAUUCCAUAGGAGCGGGUCUAGCACCGUUAGACUCAUGGCUUUUAAUCCGAGGCCUAAAGACACUAUCUUUGAGAUUAAAACAACAGGAGUAUAAUGCGAUGGUCUUGGCACAUUGGCUUCAGGAUAUUUGCGGGUUUAAACCUGUUGGAGAAAACAGAAACCUAUGCACAAGAUAUGUCGGUUUAAAGUCGCAUCCGCAAUUUCAGUUACAUCGAACUUUUUCAAAUGGCCCCGGAGCUGUUCUUUCCAUUGAGACUGGUGACAUUAGAUUGUCUGAAAAGGUAGUUUGCUACCCCCAAUUCAAAAUAUGGGCAGUAACAGUCUCCUUUGGAUGCGUUAAUUCACUAAUUUCAAUGCCAUGUAAAAUGUCGCAUGCGUCCAUUGAUCCUUUACUUCGUAAGGAAAGACAGUUCCCCGAGGAUUUAAUUCGUCUUUGCUGUGGCAUAGAAGACAUAUCUGACUUACAGUGGGAUCUACUGGCCAGUUUCGAAAAUGCUGGUAUUAUAGAAUUGAGAGAUGAUGGUAACACAGUUGUGAACCGAUUGAACGGGCAUAUUGCCAAGAACACUGUAGCAUCUAAUACACGUGCAAGUGUAUACGAUAUUUAUUUCAAUUCCAAAAAUACUGGUUGCUGUAAUAGCCCAGUAUAA